UGUGUGAGUUGGGGGUAUAAAACAUUGCAAAACGAGAAAAGCACAUAACUUCCUCCCAGCUAAGUCACGAGUGCAACAUCAACAGCUGUGACAUCCUUAAUCAUGGACAACCUCUAUGACUUCAAUGACAUCUUUGACUUCAACUUCAGCAUUCCGGAUGGCAACUUCACGUUUCCCGACUUUCCCGACAUCAUGAGGCCUAAGAUUCAGCCCAUUCAGAUCGUGGCGCUGACCUUCUAUGCCCUUGUGGUUUUGUUUGGCGUUCCUGGGAAUGCCAUUGUGGUGUGGGUGACCGGUUUCAAAAUGCCCGCGUCGGUCACAUCCAUCUGGUUUCUCAACCUAGCGCUGGCAGACCUCCUGUGUUGCCUCUCGUUGCCUCUUCUCAUGGUGCCUCUUGCCCACGAUGACCACUGGCACUUUGGCCCGUUGGCGUGCACGUUGGUCAAAGGCCUCUUCUACCUGGUGAUGUAUUGCAGCGUCUUGCAGCUCGUCAUCAUAAGUCUAGAUCGUUGUUUGUUGGUGGCCAGGCCUGUGUGGUGCCACAACAACAGGGGAACCAAGUAUGCUGUCCUGGGUUGUGUUGUGGUGUGGUGUCUGGCCCUAAUAGGAAGCAUCCCUCAGUUUGUGUACGCUCAGGAGAUCACGGCGGGCGAGCACAAGCGCGAAUGUUUGACGAUUUACAAUCGGCAAAGCGCCUGGCUCGUCACAACAUUCCGCUUCCUGUUGGGAUUCCUCCUGCCCUUCCUGGUCAUCGUCGUCUGCCACUUGAUGGUCUACAGAAGAGCCGACAGUAAAGCGGCAGCCAGCAGGAGUCGCUCCAAGCGGACGCUGAGAGUCAUCGUUGCCGUGGUGCUCAGCUUCUUCCUGUGCUGGCUGCCCCUGCACAUUGUCGACUUCGUGUUGUUGGUGACCCCUCGGCAUUCCCCUCACCACCCAUCCGUGUACCUGGCCCAUGUUUUGACCUUAUGCCUGGCUUACUUCAACAGCUGCCUCAACCCGUUGCUUUAUGUGUGUCUCGGACGAAGCUUCAAAGACACCAUGAACCGCUCCCUGUGCAACAUCUUGCACCUACUCAGUGAGGACCACACACCCAGAACCAGCAUCACUACUCAUGCUACCACAACUUCGUCAGAGAAGCAGAUGACGAAGGUAUGAGGGGGAGCAGACAUGGACCAUGAUCAACUAUCGCAAUGGAUGAAAGGGCUGGGACUUUCUUCCUUCCUAUAACUAUGACUCAUUCUUGGAGAAGGAAACAUGUUUGGUCAUGGCUGCCACGCGCCUCACAAAGGAGUGGUCGUACCAAAUAGAACCAUUAAAUUCAUCUCGUUAAAUACUGCAUGAUUUAAAAAAAAAA
Hippocampus comes (tiger tail seahorse) is the source of this 1354-nucleotide messenger RNA. Its product is annotated as C5a anaphylatoxin chemotactic receptor 1-like. The record is from RefSeq and is a predicted model, not a curated record. Lineage: Eukaryota; Metazoa; Chordata; Actinopteri; Syngnathiformes; Syngnathidae. Gene Ontology annotation, biological process: inflammatory response; chemotaxis; positive regulation of cytosolic calcium ion concentration. The transcript is spliced from 2 exons. Bases 103 to 1155 code for a protein of 350 amino acids. Gene Ontology annotation, cellular component: plasma membrane. Gene Ontology annotation, molecular function: complement component C5a receptor activity; G protein-coupled receptor activity.